Molecule: messenger RNA, 559 nt
Organism: Stereum hirsutum FP-91666 SS1
Lineage: Eukaryota; Fungi; Basidiomycota; Agaricomycetes; Russulales; Stereaceae
Exons: 2
Source: RefSeq, a predicted model, not a curated record
AGUUCAACCCCCUGCCUUGCACAUACGUCGAUUAUGAGAAUCUCGGUCAGCAUCGACAUCGACGGCAUUCACAACAAAUCUUCCUACUAGUCAAUUCGACACCGCUGUAAAAUGAGUACGACGAACUCGGAUCUGAACAAUGAGUCCGAACGGACGAAUUUUGCUCCCGCGGAUGACGACAAUCCCUCUGACCACUCCACAAACGUAGAGACGCUGCCGGAGGAAGAGAGACUUCGCCAAGAGCAUAAGCGACUGCGACGCGAGAACAUGGAGUUGAUAGGGAAGGUGACCACUUUGGAGAAAGCGAGCGAGGAUUUGCGAAUAGACAAGGAACGACUGGAGAAGGAUGCUAGAGCGGUCGAAGCAAAGUUCGAGAGGUUGCACCGUGACCAUAUAUCCUGCGUCGAGGAUUGUCGAAAUCUCUGGAUUACGGCAGCGAGCCUGCGAGAAAUUGUGGCGAGGUUGGAGAUCGAGAGGAAGGGGCUGUGGGAGGAGGUUUGGGUGCAUAGGAAUAGGGCGGCGCAGCUGGCUGGGGCGUCAAGCAGCCCUGGUUUUGAAG